AUGGAGCCGUUUGGCGUUUUUCCUUUGCCAAUAAUAACACGAAGAUCAUGCUGUGGAAUUAUAAGAACAACGACUUACAGACCAGCAUUAGAAAAUCAACAACUGAAAGAACUCAUCCAAGUAACUUCUGAUAAUUCAAAAUCAAUAUUAUUACAAAGUGAGAAAGAUCAUUUUACUACAGAAGAAAGUUUAACCCCUUCAACCAUGGUAGAUGAUAGUUUGUAUGAUUUAGAAGCUCAGAAGGCUUUAGAUUGUUCAAAUAUAGAGUGUUCUGUGAAAGAUGAAAUGGCGCCACUCUGCGCCUGCAACUACAAUACCGGCAAUGUUGUAACGUUCAAGAAUAGGUGUGAUUUACAAAAACACAAUUGCCGAUUUGACACAGCUUUCAAGAAGAUAUUAAACGAAAUCUGUCCCUGGGAAUUUGAAUUCAGACGACAAAAUGGAACGAAGAGAUUUGAUUAUAGUAGUUCAAAAUAUUUUAAUUAA
Messenger RNA from Achroia grisella, 486 nucleotides. RefSeq lists its product as uncharacterized. The record is from RefSeq and is a predicted model, not a curated record. The transcript has 2 exons. Lineage: Eukaryota; Metazoa; Arthropoda; Insecta; Lepidoptera; Pyralidae. The coding region runs from base 1 to 486 and encodes 161 amino acids.